UAGGAGCGGAAGUACACACCGCCAGGGGUUUGUGGGAACCGCGGUUCCGGGAUGGUGGGCGGCGGCGGUGGCAGUGGAGGGCUCCUAGAGAACGCCAACCCCCUCAUCUAUGAACGCUCUGGGGAGCGGCCAGUGACAGCGGGCGAGGAAGAUGAGCAGGUGCCCGACAGCAUCGACGCCCGCGAGAUCUUCGAUCUUAUUCGCUCCAUUAAUGACCCCGAGCAUCCACUGACGCUGGAGGAAUUGAACGUAGUAGAGCAAGUUCGGAUUCAGGUUAGCGACCCCGAGAGCACAGUAGCAGUGGCCUUCACACCCACCAUCCCACACUGCAGCAUGGCCACGCUUAUUGGCCUGUCUAUCAAAGUGAAGCUUCUGCGAUCCCUUCCCCAGCGUUUCAAGAUGGAUGUGCACAUCACACCUGGGACCCACGCCUCGGAGCAUGCAGUAAACAAACAGCUUGCAGAUAAGGAGCGAGUGGCAGCGGCCCUGGAGAAUACCCACCUGCUAGAGGUUGUCAAUCAGUGUCUCUCAUCCCGAUCCUGAGCCUCUGACCUCUGCCUGCACACAGGCAUCCUGGCCUCAGCUCCACCAAGGCCUUGUGGCUUCGCUUUCUUCAAUCACUGACAAUGAGAAACUAACAUUUUUUUUUUAUUUUGUAAUAAACCCUUAAUUUAUAUUCAUUUCC
Acomys russatus (golden spiny mouse) is the source of this 685-nucleotide messenger RNA. It is a transcript of the gene Ciao2b, whose product is annotated as cytosolic iron-sulfur assembly component 2B. NCBI's taxonomy places the organism in Eukaryota, Metazoa, Chordata, Mammalia, Rodentia, Muridae. The coding region runs from base 52 to 543 and encodes 163 amino acids. The record is from RefSeq and is a predicted model, not a curated record. Gene Ontology annotation, biological process: iron-sulfur cluster assembly. Gene Ontology annotation, cellular component: cytosolic [4Fe-4S] assembly targeting complex. The transcript is spliced from 5 exons.